AUGGGUAAUGAUGGAGGAAGCAUUCCCGAUAGACGGGACCUCGUCCGCAGCAAACCGAAGGCUGAACAAGCAGACAAGGCUAACCAGUCUCGUGCGAGGUGGUUCUUUUGUGCACUGUCCAAGCGCCCAUUGCAAGACCCCAUCGUCUCGUGUGCGCUCGGAAAGCUGUAUAACAAAGACUCCAUUCUCGAGUACCUCCUAGACAGGACAGCUUACGGUGACGGAGAGGAGAUCUGCGGCCACAUCCGGUCGCUGAAGGACGUGAAGACUUUGAAGCUGACUCCGAAUGCGGCGCUGGCCCCAGGGUCUGACCCUUCACCCACCCGCGCGCCCUUCGUGUGUCCGCUGAACUUUAAGGAGAUGAACGGCGCGCAGCCCUUCGUCUAUCUCGCCUCCUGCGGCUGCGUCUUCUCGCACGCGGGGCUGAAGGCUGUCUCGGGCAACACCACGCCCCCAAGGAUUGACGGCACGCGUGACGGAGAGAAGGGGAAAGAGAAGAACGAGAAAGAGGCUGCACAGGACGAUACUGGGAAGCAGUUCGACGUCUGUCCGCAGUGCGCGACCAAGUACGACCGCGCGGAGGACGUCGUGCUGCUGAACCCCGCCCCAGAGGAGGAGGUGAAGAUGCGGGAGGCGAUGGAGCGCCGGCGCGCCGCAGAGCCUGCAAAGAUGAAGAAGAAACGGAAGGCGCACCCCAACGGCGGGGACUCCGAGCGACCAGUGAAGAAGAGUUCGAAGGUGUCGCCCACGCCAAGCAUGAACCCCAGCAUCGCCGCGGCGAGCAGAGUGGUCGCGGAGAGCCUUGCGCAGGAGGAGGCAAAGCGCAAGGCGGGGAUGAGCGAAGCCGUCAAGUCGCUGUACGCCUCGAAAAACUCGACCAAAAAAGAGACGUUUAUGACAAUGGGUACCUUCACACGAUACGCUUGA
Messenger RNA from Sparassis crispa, 927 nucleotides. RefSeq names its product Replication termination factor 2. The record is from RefSeq and is a predicted model, not a curated record. The transcript is spliced from 5 exons. Bases 1 to 927 code for a protein of 308 amino acids. NCBI's taxonomy places the organism in Eukaryota, Fungi, Basidiomycota, Agaricomycetes, Polyporales, Sparassidaceae. Gene Ontology annotation, biological process: mitotic DNA replication termination; site-specific DNA replication termination at RTS1 barrier. Gene Ontology annotation, cellular component: nucleus.